AUGAUUCUGACAAUUCUACAUGCAUUUGUAAGACUAUAGAUUGAUUUAUACUUUUAGAAUGCUCCACUAUAAUUCAUGGAUGCUAAAAAUGUGAGUAAAUUUCUGGUACAUCAGGAUUUAAAAAAGUCUCUUGUCAACAAUGCGAAGAUGGUCUCUUUCUGCUAAAUAAAGAUUCGGAUGUUGAUUGUGGAUCCUAUUGUGAGACUUGUGAUUUUAAUAAUGGUUGCCUAUCUUGUCCUGGUGAAAAAUAUCAUUAAGGUUGGUUAAAUACUAUAUCAAUAGAUAAAGGAACUCAUUAAACUGGAUUUAAAACUUGCUUAUGUAAUAAACCUCAAACUGCUUCAUCCUUUUGCAAUAUUGAUUAUUGUGAAAUUUAUGACUACAAUGAUCAGUUUAACUGUGCUCUUUGCCAAGAUGGAUAUUUUCUUGAUAAAUAAGGGUAUUUUAAUUCAUCAGCUGGUAGAUAUCAAAAUAUUUGCAUUCCUCCUUGACGAGGAGAGCCCUAAAUAGAUAUCAAUAAAAGCAUGCUUGGAUGGUUUUGUCGAUUUAAUAACUGGCAAUUGUGUACCGAAUUGUGGUGUUGGAAGAUAUGGAAAUGUAACAUUUGGAUACAAAGGAAUGAUUGAAUCAACUAUUUGUUUAGAAUGUGACUCAUCCUGCUUUGAAUGUAGUUCUAAAUAUAAAUGUAUAUCAUGUAAGUAAGGCUACUAUCUAAAUACUAGAGAUGGUGAAAAAGCAGGGAUAUGUUUACAAAAACUAGGUAAAUUUGAGGGUGAGUUGUAUGUUUAAUCUAAUAACUAAAGUUCUGGCAUAUUAUAAGAUGGUUCCCUAAAUUAUCCAUUUUAUUCAAUAAUAGGUGCUUUAUAAAAAGCAUAUGAAUUAGGUUCUCCUUAUAAUUAAUCUACAAUAAGAAUCUAUUUAUUUUCAAACUAGACCCAUUCAAUGUUAAGAUAUAAUUCCAAAAUGAAAAUUUUUGAAAAAUUUGAUGAUUAAUAAACUACAAUGAUUAUUUUAGAUACUGUGGAUUCAAUCCCAACAAAGGUUUAUUAUAAGUUGAGAGAUAAAUUCAAAUUUCAAGUUGGAGCUGGAUUAAUUAUUAGAAACAUAAUGUUUGAUGCAACAGAUUCUAUUAUAGACAUUAGAGGGGGAAAUAUCGACUUAUCCUCAAUAGAAUCUUAAGAAUAUUAAUGCUUGGAAGAUUUUUCCUCUAGUUGUUGUUAAUCAGAGUAUGAUUUCGACAUGAAGCGAUAUACUAUAAUUGGCCCUUCAAUUUGCUAAAAUAAUUUCUUAAACAAUGAUGUUAAUGAUUAGUUAGAAUAAUAAGACUGUACAAAAAGAUAGGGAUUUGGAUCGUUUUUUGAAUUCGAUGUAGGCUUAGAGACAAUGUUAUCAUCACCUCCUAUUCUAAAAUUAGAGGUAAAUCCACAAAUUAUUAAUCAUAUUUUAGAAAGUAGAGUUUAAGAAUUACUUAUACAAUUUCCAUUCAUUUAUUGA
Molecule: messenger RNA, 1494 nt
Organism: Stylonychia lemnae
Lineage: Eukaryota; Ciliophora; Spirotrichea; Sporadotrichida; Oxytrichidae
Source: the annotation of a GenBank genome assembly